GGAGGAAUCCCAUUUCUUAUCAAAAACAUGUCAGAUUCAGCGAGUUCAUUACCGCUUGAGAAGCCCAUGGUACUUGAAAAUAAUGAAGUUCGGCACGUUGAAUUACUUAAAGCAGUUGAUGAUUUACAUGGAGGAGUUACAGUAGACAUGGAAGACCUAAUGGACUCCAAGCUGUUUGCUUCUGCUCUUAAGACUUCAUUAUCAUGUUGGAGGCAGCAGGGGAAGAAGGGUGUUUGGAUUAAAUUGCCCAUUCAGUUUUCUAAUCUUGUUGAACCUGCAGUUCAGCAAGGAUUCAGGUACCACCAUGCUGAACCAGAUUACCUGAUGCUUGUGCACUGGAUUCCUGAAACCCCAGAUACUCUUCCUGCAAAUGCUUCGCAUCGCGUCGGUGUUGGUGCCUUUGUCAUGAACCAUAACAGAGAGGUUCUGGUAGUUCAGGAAAGUAUUGGCAAAUUCAGAGGUACAGGUGUGUGGAAGCUCCCCACUGGAGUUGUUAAUGAGGGUGAGGAUAUUAAUACAGCUGCAAUAAGAGAAGUUAAAGAAGAGACAGGAGUUGACACAGAAUUUGUGGAAAUUUUGGCCUUCAGGCAAAGCCACCAAUCAUUCUUCCGGAAAUCAGAUUUAUUUUUCAUAUGCAUGCUAAGACCGCGCUCGUUUCACAUUCAGAAACAAGACUCAGAAAUUGAAGCUGCUCAGUGGAUGGCAGCAGAGGAGUAUGCAGGACAGCCAUUUGUAAAAGAGCAUAGGCUGUUUAACUAUGUAGCUAAAAUAUGCUUAACCAAGUCAGAGAAGGACUAUGCAGGGUUUAUUCCUUUAUCUAUAACAACAACUUCAGGUAAAACCAGCUGCUUGUAUUUCAACAACCGAGAUUGCCACCAUCUCACAACAGAUAAUCCAUCCCCACCAUGAAGGUUCAUCCCUACUGCAAUAUUGAGAGCCUAUUAAAUCACAAAGCAAGGAUGCAACACAGAAGGGGCUGAUUUUUUCUUAAAAGGAAAUUUUGUUGAUCGCCUCUACUUUAGUUUAAUUUACUAGUAGAUUUGAAUAAGUGGUUGAAGUUCUGAAAUUUCAAAUCUUGUAACUCCAUCCACAGAGAAAAUCUUCUGCAUUUUCCCUGUCAUGGACUAUCCUUUUUGCAGUGAAAAGGGUUUAUCUUCUGCAUUCAAUGUUACAUAUUAAUACUACAAUAAGGAUCCAUGGUAAUAAU
Molecule: messenger RNA, 1207 nt
Organism: Mangifera indica (mango)
Lineage: Eukaryota; Viridiplantae; Streptophyta; Magnoliopsida; Sapindales; Anacardiaceae
Product: nudix hydrolase 2-like
Exons: 8
Coding region: 28-909 (293 amino acids)
Molecular function (GO): NADH pyrophosphatase activity; ADP-ribose diphosphatase activity; NAD binding
Source: RefSeq, a predicted model, not a curated record